CGUGCGUGCACAGCCAGAGGGGGAGUUCAGCUCAUUUCACCGUUCACCGACGCCGCGUGACGCUUAAACACGGACAACGCGCGCCGAACGCGAGGAAGCUCUCGCGCUCUCUCACGCGCAAAAUAACGAAUGCAUACUAAUGAAUUUGAAUUUACCGUGUCAGAGCGGACCUGAGCGUUUUAAUCGAUGUCGGAGUUUUAUCUCUGGAUAUAAGCCGAAUCAUCAUCAUCUGAAAGGAAAGACCUCAUCAAAGAGGCAAAUUAUGCCAGCAGUACCAGAGUCCCUCUCUCUGGUGACGUGCCAGCCUGUUGGUGAGACCCUCCGCUCCAGCGCCCACCCCUGUGCCCUCUCCCCUGGCAGGCCCAUGCUGGUGGACGCCCUGCUCAGGUCCACGCCCGCACCAUGAGCGCCAACGGCCCUGCUCCGCCUGCUGCGACUCCUGCCGCGCCCCCCGCAGCCUCCGUGCCUGUAUCCUCCGUGGUACCGGUCGGCUCGCUAGCCCAGAAGAAGCGGCAGCAGUAUGCCAAGAGCAAAAAACAGGGCAGUUCGGCCAACACGCGGCCGCAGAGAGCUCUCUUCUGCCUCAACCUCAACAACCCCAUCCGCCGGGCCUGUAUCAGCCUUGUGGAAUGGAAGCCAUUUGAUAUCUUUAUAUUGAUAGCGAUUUUCGCCAACUGCAUGGCCUUAGCUGUAUACAUCCCCUUUCCCGAGGAUGAUUCCAACUCAACCAACCACGACCUGGAAACAGUCGAAUAUGCCUUCCUUAUCAUUUUCACGAUCGAAACCUUCCUGAAGAUCAUAGCGUACGGCUUGGUGAUGCAUCAGAACGCAUAUGUCCGAAACGGAUGGAACAUGCUGGAUUUCGUCAUUGUCGUUAUAGGAUUGUUUAGUGUUGUCCUGGAAGUUUUGACCAAAGAUGGAGAGAAGGAAGCUGUCGGAGCCGAACUGCCCGUGCAUGGCCACGGAGGGAAACCAGGAGGUUUCGACGUCAAAGCCCUCAGAGCCUUUCGAGUGCUGCGACCGCUGCGUCUGGUCUCAGGAGUGCCCAGUUUACAGGUGGUGCUGAACUCCAUCAUUAAAGCCAUGGUACCUCUCCUCCACAUCGCCCUGCUGGUUCUGUUUGUCAUCAUCAUCUACGCCAUCAUCGGUUUGGAGCUUUUCAUUGGAAAAAUGCACGCAACCUGUUAUUUUCAAGGGACAGAGAUAAUAGCAGAGGACGAACCUGCACCGUGUGCCGUUAAUGGUCAUGGUCGUACAUGUCCUAUCAAUGGCACUGUGUGUAAGGAGGGCUGGCACGGCCCCAACGGAGGCAUCACAAACUUCGACAACUUCAUGUUUGCCAUGCUCACUGUGUUUCAGUGCAUUACCAUGGAGGGCUGGACGGAUGUACUCUACUGGAUGAAUGAUGCUAUGGGGUUGGAGCUGCCCUGGGUGUACUUUGUGAGCUUGGUCAUCUUCGGCUCUUUCUUCGUCUUGAACCUGGUUCUGGGUGUGUUGAGCGGAGAGUUCUCUAAAGAGCGAGAGAAGGCAAAAGCUCGUGGAGAUUUCCAGAAGCUACGGGAAAAACAACAGCUGGAGGAAGAUCUGAAAGGUUAUCUGGACUGGAUCACGCAGGCUGAAGACAUCGACCCUGAGAAUGAGGAGGAUGAUGAAGAAAGCAAACGCAACCGGGUUACAUUGGCCAGCCUCAUGGAGAAGAAGAAGAAAGGGUUUGGCUGGUUCAGCCAGUCCUCUGACACUCAUGCGAGUAUGCCGGCGAGUGAGACCGAAUCCAUGAAUACAGAGAAUGAGAAAGUAGAAGAUGAGAAAGCGACAUGUUGUGGCCCUACAUGUCAAAAAAUUUCAAAAUCAAAGUGCAGUCGGCGCUGGCGUCGCUGGAACCGGUUGUGUCGGAGGAACUGUCGUUUGGCUGUGAAAUCUGUGCCGUUCUAUUGGCUGGUGAUCAUCCUUGUGUUCCUCAACACUUUGACCAUCUCAUCAGAACAUUACAACCAGCCUAUGUGGCUCACACAAGUACAGGAUGUGGCCAAUAAAGUGCUGCUGGCCCUGUUCACAUGUGAGAUGUUGGUGAAGAUGUACAGUCUGGGCCUGCAGGCUUAUUUUGUGUCUCUCUUUAAUCGUUUUGACUGCUUUGUGGUGUGCGGAGGCAUCACAGAGACGAUCCUAGUGGAGCUUGAGAUCAUGUCACCUCUCGGCAUCUCAGUGUUUCGAUGUGUACGACUUCUCAGGAUCUUUAAAGUCACACGUCAUUGGGCAUCUCUCAGUAACUUGGUGGCAUCUCUGCUGAACUCCAUGAAGUCCAUCGCAUCUCUACUGCUGCUGCUCUUCCUCUUCAUCAUCAUCUUCAGCCUCCUCGGUAUGCAGGUGUUCGGCGGCAAGUUUAACUUCGACGAGACACAAACGAAGAGGAGCACCUUUGACAACUUCCCUCAGGCCUUGCUCACUGUGUUUCAGAUUCUGACCGGUGAAGACUGGAAUGCCGUCAUGUACGAUGGAAUUAUGGCAUACGGCGGCCCAUCAUCGUCAGGAAUGAUUGUGUGCAUCUACUUCAUCAUUCUCUUCAUCUGUGGAAACUACAUUCUUCUGAAUGUGUUCUUGGCUAUCGCUGUGGACAACCUUGCAGAUGCAGAGUCUCUGAACACAGACAAUGAUGAUAAGAAGAAAGGUGAUGAAAUUGAUGAAAUUGAAGAUGAUCCCAAGGUUGGAGAGGAGGAUGAGAAGGAGAAUGCAGAGGAGGAUGAAGAAGAGCCGGACGUUCCUGCGGGGCCCCGCCCACAGAUCUCAGAGCUCGUUAAGAAGGAGAAAAUCACUCCAAUCCCAGAGGGCAGCGCGUUCUUCAUCUUUAGCAACACAAACCCAAUUCGAGUAGCCUGCCACAAGCUGAUAAACCACCACAUCUUCACCAACCUCAUCCUCGUGUUCAUUAUGCUAAGCUCCGCCUCCUUGGCAGCUGAGGACCCAAUCAGAAACUUCUCUGCCCGUAAUAUUAUACUUGGUUACUUUGACUAUGCUUUCACGGCUAUCUUUACUGUAGAGAUCGUGUUAAAGGUCCUAGGCUAUGCAGAUUAUGUCUUCACUAGUAUGUUUACAUUUGAGAUCGUGUUGAAGAUGACCACAUAUGGCGCGUUUCUCCACAAGGGGGCGUUCUGCAGGAACUACUUUAAUCUUCUAGAUAUGCUGGUGGUUGGCGUGUCGCUGGUGUCCUUCGGAAUUCAAUCGUCAACCAUCUCAGUGGUGAAGAUUCUGAGGGUUCUGAGGGUGCUGCGUCCACUCAGGGCCAUAAACAGAGCUAAAGGACUGAAGCAUGUGGUCCAGUGUGUGUUUGUGGCCAUCAGGACUAUUGGAAACAUCAUGAUUGUCACCACACUGCUACAGUUUAUGUUCGCCUGCAUUGGUGUACAGCUCUUCAAGGGGAAGUUUUACCGUUGUAACGAUGAAGCCAAGUCCAGCCCUGAGGAGUGCAAGGGAACAUAUAUCAUGUAUAAGGAAGGAGACAUGAACCAGCCAAUCAUUCAGAAGCGUUACUGGCACAACAGCGAUUUCAACUUCGACAACGUGCUCAUGGCCAUGAUGGCUCUUUUCACAGUGUCCACAUUUGAAGGCUGGCCAUCGUUGUUAUACAAGGCCAUAGACUCCAACCGGGAGAACAUGGGUCCGAUCUACAACUACCGUGUGGAGAUUUCCAUCUUCUUCAUCAUCUACAUCAUCAUCAUCGCCUUCUUCAUGAUGAACAUCUUUGUGGGUUUCGUCAUCGUGACCUUUCAGGAACAGGGAGAGAAAGAGUACAAGAACUGUGAGCUGGACAAGAACCAGCGUCAGUGUGUGGAGUAUGCAUUAAAAGCGCGUCCUCUCCGGAGGUACAUCCCAAAGAACCCGUAUCAGUAUAAGUUCUGGUAUGUGGUGAACUCCACCGGCUUCGAGUACAUCAUGUUUGUCCUGAUCUUACUCAACACCAUCUGUCUUGCCGUGCAGCACUACGGUCAGUCUGAGCUUUUCAAUUAUGUUAUGGACAUCCUGAAUAUGGUCUUCACUGCCGUCUUCACUGUGGAGAUGGUACUCAAACUGAUCGCCUUCAAACCCCGGCAUUAUUUCACUGACGCAUGGAACACAUUUGACGCCUUAAUUGUUGUCGGUAGCGUCGUAGAUAUUGCGAUCACUGAAGUCAACCCCACAGAGGCACCUCAGGUGGAUGAGGCGGGGAACACAGAGGACAGUGCUCGCAUUUCCAUUACCUUCUUCCGUCUUUUCCGAGUGAUGCGAUUGGUCAAGCUGCUGAGCAGGGGGGAGGGCAUUCGAACCCUCCUCUGGACCUUCAUCAAGUCCUUCCAGGCCCUGCCAUAUGUCGCUUUGCUGAUAGCCAUGCUCUUCUUCAUCUACGCUGUCAUUGGCAUGCAGAUGUUUGGGAAAGUCGCCAUGGUGGACCACACACAAAUCAACAGGAACAAUAACUUUCAGACGUUCCCCCAGGCUGUGCUUCUGCUCUUCAGAUGUGCAACAGGUGAAGCCUGGCAGGAGAUCAUGUUGGCAUGUAUGCCAGGGAAGCUGUGUGAUCCGGAGUCAGACUAUAAUCCUGGAGAAGAGAUGACAUGCGGGAGCAGCUUUGCCAUCAUCUAUUUCAUCACCUUCUACAUGCUCUGCGCCUUCCUGAUUAUUAACCUGUUUGUGGCUGUCAUCAUGGACAACUUUGACUAUCUCACCCGUGAUUGGUCGAUUCUGGGACCACACCAUCUUGAUGAAUUUAAGAGGAUCUGGUCAGAGUAUGAUCCAGAGGCCAAAGGCAGAAUAAAGCAUCUCGAUGUAGUGACGUUGUUACGGCGUAUUCAGCCUCCUCUUGGUUUUGGGAAACUCUGUCCUCAUAGAGUCGCUUGCAAGAGGCUGGUGGCUAUGAACAUGCCUCUGAACAGUGAUGGCACUGUCAUGUUUAACGCUACACUUUUUGCUCUUGUGAGAACUGCACUGAAGAUCAAAACGGAAGGUAACCUAGAGCAGGCGAAUGAAGAGCUGCGAGCCGUGAUUAAGAAGAUCUGGAAGAGAACAAGCAUGAAACUUCUGGAUCAAGUGGUGCCCCCUGCUGGUGAUGAUGAGGUAACGGUGGGGAAGUUCUAUGCCACUUUCCUGAUACAGGACUACUUUAGGAAAUUCAAGAAACGCAAAGAGGAAGGCCUGGUUGGCGUUCACCCAGCACAGAACAACACGGCCGUCGCCCUGCAGGCUGGCCUCCGUACGCUGCAUGACAUUGGGCCAGAAAUACGCCGUGCGAUAUCAUGUGACCUGCAAGAUGAUGAGCUAGUAGACUUUUUGCCAGAGGAGGACGAAGAAAUUUAUAGGCGAAACGGAGGACUCUUUGGCAACCACAUUAACCACAUAAACGGAGACACCCGGAGGAGCUCUGGCCACCAGACGAAUGCCACACAGCGCCCCCUGCAGGUGCAGCCACCCCCACAUUACGCCCACAUGGAACAACCUGUGGGGCGCCUGGGCCGCGCCAAUGCAAUGGCGCAGCAAAACCAUCAUCGCCACCACCACCACCAUCAUCACCAUCAUCAUCACAACUCCUACAAUAAGUCGCCCAAGUCUACCAACAUCAAUCUAAACAAUGCCAACAUGUCCAGUUUACCUAACGGAGGACACAAUCGGUACUACGAGCAUAUGCCCGCUAACGGCUACCCGGGAUCGUAUUAUGGAGAAUAUGAGAAGCCCAGGACCCCACACGGGCAAAGAAGGCGCUACUAUGAGACGUACAUUAGGUCGCAGGGCAGCGACAGAAGACGACCCACUAUACGCCGCGAAGAGGAGUAUGAAGAAGAUCGUUACUCUGGAGAGUACUACAGCGGAGAGGAGUUUUACGAAGAUGACAGCAUGCUGUCGGGUGAUAGGUACCCCAACAGUGACCAGGAGUACGAGACGCCGCGGGGUUACCACCAUCCUGACGGUUACUAUGAUGAUGACGAGCAGCCCCUUUAUCACGAUCCACGUAGAUCACCAAAGAGAAGACUGCUUCCUCCAACACCGCAAGGUAAUCGGAGACCAUCAUUCAAUUUUGAGUGUCUGCGCAGACAGGGCAGUCAAGACGAUCUUCCUCACCAGCGAACUGCUCUUCCAUUACAUCUCAUGCAACAUCAGGUGAUGGCGGUAGCGGGUCUAGACUCUAGCAGGGCUCACAGGCUUUCACCUACUCGAUCUACCAGAUCGUGGGCGUCACCUCCUCCCACUCCUGCAAGUAAAGACAGAACGCCGUACUACACUCCGCUGAUCCGCGUGGACCGUCCGCUGAGGGACAGCGCUAGCAGCAGUCACUCAUCCAUCAGGAAGAGCUCAUGGUAUACAGAUGAUCCUGAGUACCAGCAGAGGAACUACUCACCCGUUCAUCUGCAGGUCCCACCGGAGUAUCGAAACCAGUACCACCAGAAGAGAGGUAGCGCUACCAGCCUGGUAGAGGCGGUCUUGAUAUCAGAAGGACUGGGUCGAUACGCCAAGGAUCCAAAGUUCGUGGCUGCCACGAAGCACGAGAUCGCGGAUGCGUGCGAGAUGACCAUUGACGAAAUGGAGAGCGCCGCCAGCCAUCUUCUGAACGGCGGCAUUACGCCGGUGGUCAACGGCGUCAACGUGUUCCCCAUACUGGGCCACAGAGACUACGAGCUGCAAGAUGUCUCGGCUAGCUACAGCGACGAGGAACCAGACCCCGAACCCAGACCGCCAUACGAGGAGGACCUGGCAGAUGAAAUGAUAUGCAUUACCACUUUAUAGCACCUGGUAAGCAGCUGCUGCUUGUUCCUCAGAAACUGAUCAGCGAAACAAAAAAAUAUAAACUACACUAUAUUUAUUGGCUUACUACCUAAAGAAGUGCCUUUACAGCAGAGCAGAAAGGCACCACAAGAACGGACGCAUUGGUGCAGCUCGCUCGCUUCCUGUUCACGCAGGAACUUGGCAGUCACGGCGCCGGGGAGGAGCUAAGAAGGACCGCCCGAAACUUUAAUUGGCUGCUCGUACCGUCACUGCAGGAAAUGGACCAAUGAGCAGCGAGGCGAGGUACGCAGGGGCAGGCUGUUUCCAAGGUGAUGACAAUCAGAAAGAAUAUGUCAUUACCUCAGUCACUUUAUUAAGGGUUUUGCAUAUCAAGCACGUUGCAAGCUCAAUGCAAGCAAGUAUGGCAUAUCCCUCCACAAAGGCUUUAGUUUCGACUCGUCCCGUAUGGUUAAUUUAGUAACGGUUAAGGCAUAUUUUAGAGAACAAACGCUAAUUCUACAACACCGGUUUACAAUAAGGAUAUCAUGCAGGUUUGUGGAUUUCAAGAGGAUUUCAGCAUUUGUGUUGAAUGCACUAGCAGACAGGUUAUUUUUUUAAUUUAGGAUAGCCUGUUUGAUAUUUCAUAAUAUGCUGUAAAUGACUUGUAAUAUAUAAAGCAAAAGAAAAACUUUGUAAAGAGACAUUAUAUAUUUUGUAAUUAUGUACUGUACAAAAAAGCAGCAAUAUUAAUCCUAAUUGAUGUUAUUGCAUUACAAAAAAGACUAAAUUUGGUGUUAUUUUAAUAGGUACUGUACUUUAUUAAAUUCUUUGCCUUUAUUCUUUGCUCAUAUGCAUUCAUACUUGUUUGUGAAAAGUAUAGAACAAAAAAGCCAAUUUUAUAUGAGGUUAUGUCUGUGACACACCCGCACAAGAUAUGCAAGUCGUUUUCUCAGUGUCCGUUUCAUAAGCAUAACCGACAUAGUGUUUCCUUCAAAUCUACGGCAUGCAGUAUGGGUCACGAACGUUGACCUCCUUUAUGGGGAAUUUAGUAGGGCUUACAGAAUCGUGUGUCUCGUUUGUGUAUAUUGAAAGUCUGUCGAAUAGGACUUCCCAUUUUAAGGGUUCGUGUGCGUGUUUCGUUGCAUAUUUUGUGCAGGGGAGGUGCACAGGAAGGUGCAAUGGUAAAUGCUUUGUGCAUUAACAAUGCUGCUUAAUUAGUCUGCAAUUAAACUGUACGACCCUCACCAGGAACAUGCUGCCACUUGGAAAAGCCUGCUGCCACUGGCUGAUCUAUAGCUGAUCUAGAAACUGCGCAAGGGUUUCGGAUCAGGCAAUCAUUUCCACCAAUGUAUUUAGGUGUUUUGAAUACUGAAAUCUUCCUUUAGUUUUAUAAUAAUGAUGAUAAUGAAGAUGAUUAUGAUGACAUAAUUUGAUUAUGGGGGAGUUUGGGUUGUUUGAAGUGUAUGUUCGCAUCAUGCAUCCUUAAAGGAACGGUUCAGGCAAAAAUGAAAAUCCUGUCUUUAUUCACUCACAGUCACCGCUAUGUCAUCCAAACUGCUGGAACACAAGGAUAAAAUUUAAUGCUCAAAAGUUAUUAUAUAUAGCAUUUCUCUAGCUUAAACAGUAGAAUAUAGCACUAGCAGCACCAAGGACAUGGGUUUGAUUCAGAGGGAAUAAAAAGAGGGCGUUUUCACACCUGCUUUGUUUGGAGCAUUUGUUUCAGAACCUGGCGCAUAUUCUCCCUUAGUUCAGUUGGUUUAGGCUUAUAUGAACACGGCAAUCUCGCUCUGAUCCGCACCUAAAAAAGGUCUGAGAUCGUCUGAAUGAGGUGGCAUCACAAAUGUACAUUUUUUACGUACGUUGGGUGAAAAGCAGUGAAUCGUGGGUUAACUUGGGGAAAAACAAAGUGAAAUGUCUAAUUGAAAUCGCAUGAAAAUGCAGAUGAAAUGCUUGAUUCAUGCUCUAAAUGCAGAGUAAUAUCACAAAGGGUGCACUCAUAUUGAAUGGGAGAAAGUGCAACAUUUAAUAGGGCAGAAUAAGUCCCGCCUUCUAAAUAAAAGAGCCAAUCACCGAUUGGUAAAGUUAUCGCGUCACUGCAGCUGCCUGCUGGCUGUCAAUCAUGACAUCAUAUUCCUGUUUUUAUAGCGUCAAAUUACUAACUAAAUCCAAAUUUAUUUAAAAAACGAACACUUGAACUUACAUCAGCGUGAUUAAAAACUACCUAAAAUGAAAUCAUAUUUGGAAAAAAAAUUUAUUUGAAGUGUAAUUUAAUUGUUUAGUUUGUCUCACCUCCCAUUAGAUUACAUGGAGAGGGCGGGGUUUAUGACCUAUAUUGGGACAAACCACCUGGGGGCGAUCAAAACUUUUUGUCUUCACUUUUCAGGACUUGAAAGGACUUUAGUCAUGAUUUGAGCAUUUACAAGCAAAAUUUAAGAGAUGGUUGUUGUCAAAUUUCAUUGGUGAUUUCAAAUAUGAAAUUUAAUCGUAAGCUUGGUGAACAGCUUUGGAGAAUUUGAUGUUUCCCCAUUUAGAGAGAUUGGAGCUGUACUUGCAUGACUAAAAUAGCUGCCCGAGAGGUGUUUCAAAGAUGGUCGCCGAGUGAAAUGACUUGCCUCAAAGGGACUAUAAGCCAGUGGAGCUGUUGUUUAUGCUAUCCUGAGGGAUAACCGCAUUGAGCAUAAUCCCGGAGCAUGAACAAUGAGAGGACGGGUUACUCGCACGUGACUUGUGUUAACAAAUUUUGGUCUGUUUAGAAAUGUAGAAACCAAACCCAGAAGAAAUUGCAACAGUAGUAUUUUAAUCUCUGUUUCGGAACAAAGCAAACAAUCUACAGGUCUGAAAGCGCCCAUAAAAGUGUCUGCCAAAUGCAUUAAAGUAAAUGUAAUCAUAGUGACCAUGUCUGCCAAGCUGGAAAAAUUUAUUUGCGUAGAAAAAAGCAUGACUCCAGAGUGAGUAUCUAAUGACAGAAUUUUCAUUUUUGGGUGCACUAUCCCUUUAAGCAGGGCAAGAAACUGGUUAAGCAAUACUGACCCCCUUUCCCCCACUUUUGUUUUUAUUUUGCUUUUAUUUUAACUUCAGCUCUGGCUUCUGGAAAUACCUCUUUUAGAGCAGGGGAAACAUAUCAGCAUUUAAAGCGUCCUUUUUGUGAGCGUUUUUGCCUUUAAAGUGUUGUAAAUCUCUGUCCUUAGGCCUCAACAUGGGAUUACAUCAAUUCAAUUGACCUUUUGUCACUUCCAACAGGCAAAUUAAUGCUGAGCACUAUGGGCAAAAAAAAAAAAAGUUUGACUGCAAAGGCCACUGCCUUGAAGUGUAAAGCUUCACUACAGCUUAAAUAAAGGGAAACGUGGGGUUUGUCGGAUGUUCUUGUUCUUGAGUGUUAUUGAUCUCUUGUGUUUUGGAAGAGUACUGUGCUUUUCAGUCAACCGAAUACUGUCAUUGAAACACUGCGUGUGCACAUCUGAAAGGGCUGAAAUGAUCCGUGUGGAAAAAAAAAAUAAAUGAAACGUUGUGUUCUGGUCUUCAUGUCAAUUAUACUGUAUCUUGUAAACGGACCAAUGCACAUUCUUGGCACAUUGUACUAUUCGUAGCAAUUACUGGUAAGGACAAUAAAAUAUGCAUUAUUUUUAAUAAACAAAGAAAAAACUUUUCAAAAAAACUUAUUAAACUAAAGAUUUAACUUUUACCUCGUGUCAGGGACUCCUGAAUAGAAAGAAAAAAUUUGGUUUCUUAAUAUACCAAUGGGAUUUUACUAUUAGCACAUUGCUGUUCGUCUUUGCAAAAAUUACUGUAACGUGCAAUUUGUUUUCCCUGUUUUCUAUUCAUAUUUUGUGUAUCAAGGUGGGCGAAUUUUGUACUUUUUUCUGUGACUGUGCGUACGGUUUAGUGAAAUCUAUAUGUCAUUUACAUUUCACCUUUCAAUGCUGGGACAAACAGAAGAGAGGGGGGGGGGAAAGUGCACUCCUCUGUAUUGUUAACGCUGAUAUGUUAACAAAAAAAUGGAAAAAAGUAUUACACAAGUUUUCAGAGCCACAUCUGUUGAUUAUCACAUUUUCAUCUAGAGUUGUUGCUAUACUAUUAUAUUCUUUUUCUUAAUAAUGCUGUAAGGAAACUUAAGAUUAUAGUGUAACAUAUGUACAUAUGUAACGGAAAGAUGCGUGGUGAUGUUCUCCAUUUGAAAGUCUUUAUCUUUGCUCUGUUAUGGUUUUUAUUCCAUGAAGAAAAAGAAAAAAGGGUUUCUCUUCGUAGCAGAUGACUUAUAAUAUCCCUCUAGGUUUUGUAUUGAUGCAUUUUUUGUAAUUUUCCUAUUUAUUUUGGCCUGGACUUGACUUUAAUCAAUAUUGAAAUUUUAUUUUCUAAUGAUUAAUACAGAAUAAACUUAAUGAACAAA
Messenger RNA from Megalobrama amblycephala (Wuchang bream), 11113 nucleotides. It is a transcript of the gene cacna1da, whose product is annotated as calcium channel, voltage-dependent, L type, alpha 1D subunit, a. The transcript is spliced from 50 exons. The record is from RefSeq and is a predicted model, not a curated record. Gene Ontology annotation, biological process: calcium ion import across plasma membrane. Gene Ontology annotation, cellular component: membrane; voltage-gated calcium channel complex. Lineage: Eukaryota; Metazoa; Chordata; Actinopteri; Cypriniformes; Xenocyprididae. Bases 403 to 6747 code for a protein of 2114 amino acids. Gene Ontology annotation, molecular function: high voltage-gated calcium channel activity.